AUGGCGCCCCCUUCAUCUCCAACUGACCACCACAUCGUGGCCCUGCAGGCCGACUUCAUCAAAAUCCCCGAAUUCCAACUUCCUGCCCCGUAUACUUGCACCACAACCCUCUACGGACAGACUUCGCUCUCUGAACUCCACGAACGCAUUCACGAUGCCUCGAUUUUGGUCCUAUCUGCGCUGCGGGUUGAUGCAGAGGCACUGUCUCCAGAGGUGACCCCUUAUCUCAAAUUAAUCGUGAUAGUGGCUGCGGGGACCGACUGUGUGGACCUGGAAGCGUGCAGAACGAGGGACAUUCUCGUGAGCAACUGUCCCGCGGCAAAUACCGAGGCUGUCUCGGAACAUGCGAUCGGAUUAUAUUUUUCAACCCGUCGGAGAGUCCUGCGUGCGCACACAUUAACCCGGGCUGGCGAGUGGCCCCGGAAAAAGACUCUGGUGUUUGAUUGUCUCAACCACGACGGAACACAUCCCCUGACCUGCCAGGAGGAGGUGGCCGGAAUUAUUGGAAAUGGCGCUGUUGGGAAACGGAUCGCCCAAUUGGCCCGCGGGCUGGGCAUGAAGGUGAUUAUUGCGGAGCGCAAACAACGUGGGGAUGCUAGCGCUCCGAUUCGGUCUGACAACGAACAAGGGAGAGUCGCGUUCGACGCAGUCAUCAAGCAGAGCACGGUACUUUUCAUCGCAGUCCCGCUGGCACCCUCUACGCGGAAUCUCCUUUCGACUGCCGAGUUUGAAGCCAUGUCGCCCCAUGCGGUCUUGGUCAAUGUGUCGAGAGGAGGAGUGGUGGAUGAAGAGGCACUGGUGCGGGCCUUGCAGAGAAACCAGAUCACCGGUGCUGCCACGGAUGUGUUUGCAAAGGAGCCUGCUGGACCGGAGAACUCCCCCUUGCUGGCCGAGGGGACUGAGGACCUGAACCUGGUUCUCACACCUCAUUUGGCAUGGGCCACGCAGCAGACGUUGGUGAACUAUGAGCGGCUGUUGAAGGAGACGGUGGAGAAGUGGCUGGUGGGCGAAUUCAUGAAUGUAGUAACGUGA
This is a messenger RNA of Aspergillus ibericus CBS 121593, 1032 nucleotides long. Its product is annotated as D-isomer specific 2-hydroxyacid dehydrogenase family protein. The coding region runs from base 1 to 1032 and encodes 343 amino acids. NCBI's taxonomy places the organism in Eukaryota, Fungi, Ascomycota, Eurotiomycetes, Eurotiales, Aspergillaceae. Gene Ontology annotation, molecular function: NAD binding; oxidoreductase activity, acting on the CH-OH group of donors, NAD or NADP as acceptor. The transcript is spliced from 2 exons. The record is from RefSeq and is a predicted model, not a curated record.